AUGCUCGCCCGGUCAUUGUCGACGGCUGCUCGGCUGGAGAAGGGUCACAAUUCUCGGCCGCACGACAUCAUAGAACAGCUGCUGAAGCUGCAACCGAAAGCCGGGCAGGAAAGCGUACAGCAGGUUUUGGCCCAACACCAUUUGGAUCGUAAGUCUCUGCGCUGGGCGAUGCAUUAUCUCAAUGCCCGGCGAAGAUUCGACCUGGUGGGUACGUUGCUAGCCGAGAGGCUCAAUGCCGAUGACACAAAGGAGAUGAAGGAGAAAGAACUGGAGAUGCAGCAGGCUGUUCUGACUAUGCUUCAGCGUGCCAAAGAUGACCCCAGGAUUCCCCAGGCAGCGGAGCAGGUUAAGCAGACGAAGGCGAGGGCGCUCCGGGAUGCCCUAGACGAGGUCUGCCGAGAGAUGGAGGAGUACGCUGAAGAGAUGAAGCAGAAAGCAGAGGCUGAACGAGCCGAGAAGCCCAAGGCCAAAGAUGCCAAAGCCUCCAGCAAAGAUGCCAAGAGCGCUAAGACGAAGAAGCCUGCGAAAGAAGCGAAGAAGGAGCCCGUGGAUGGAGAGAUGAAAGACGAAGAUGGAGAACUCGGAGAAGAGGAGGCCGAGAAGGGUCAGAAGAAUGAGGAAGAUGGAGAUCAGGAGGACGACUGGAACCCUCUCAAGGCCCUGACCCGUCGGAAACCUGCAAGGCGCCCCGUGGAAUUCAAAGAGGCCUCGUGGGCAAAAGUCGAGCGUUUGGCGAAAGGAUUGAGAGGCCGUGGUGUGAAGCUGCGGGACCUAAGACUGCUCACGGUGAAGGAGCGCGAGAAGCUCCUCAAGGAGCACCUGGGCCAUCCCUCUGGGGAGUUGCCUGCUUCGUCAGAGGGCAAUGGCAAAAGGGAACCUCCGACCGUGCCGCUGGCCUCGGCAUGUCCCACGGACCUGGACACCUUCAUCCAGUGGCUGUGCGAACAGCUCUGGCUUGCUCGAAUCCAGCGCCUGAGCACGCCUGAGAGGCGUAUAGGACGGAAGCGACCUCAGCAGGCCGGCAGGCCUCAGAAAACCCUCUCGGCGCGGGUGGGCGGAGGCUUCAUCUACGAAACCUUCCAGGCGCCAGCCGACUUCGAGGAGGAGCCUCAUAGCCCAGCGGCAGCGAGCGGACCCUCGAGAAGGCGCACGCCAACUCCGCAGGUCCGGAAUUGGGAGUGCGACAGAACCAUCUCCGCUCGUGUCGGCGGAGGCUUCAUCUACAAGACGUUCCAGGAGGGCGAUUGCCACAACGGCAAAGACGAUGGUGACCUCAAGAGGUUCGAUGAGCGGACGCUCUGCACGGCAAUCAGUCGCGCCCCUACGCGGCAGUGGGAGCUUGUGCUUGAGUCGCUGGUCACGUUGGGCAAGCCGAGCGACUGUCGGCUGACCGUGUUCUCGUACACCGCUGGGAUGGGCCAUUUCCAGAAGAGCGGGCACUGGCUGCUGGCCGUCGAGCUCAUGUCCCUGAUGGCUUGGGCCCGGGUCGUGGCCAAUGAGCUGAGUCUAAACACAGGCAUCAGCGCCUUCGGCAGCGCUGUGCUAUGGCAUCAUGCUCUCCAUCUCCUCGCUUGUUUCCCUGCAGCCAAACUACGAUCCGAUGUGAUCUCCUUCAAUGCCACCACUACUGCAUGCGAGAAGGGGACCGAAUGGAGCAGGUCCUUCGACCUUCAAUCAUAUCUCCGGGGCCAUCCUGUCCGACCCGAUGUGAUCAGCUUCAAUGCCACCAUCGCUGCGGCUGCAAAACCUGGUCUAUGGAGGUCAGGUCUACAACUCCUCUCUAAGAUGACAAGACAACGGACACCUCCUAGCAUCGUCACUGUCAAUUCCGUCCUCAGUGCCGGGCACGGAGGAAAAGAGUGGGGAGCUGUCCUCUGGCUGCUGUCAACCAUGCCCGCCAGGAGAAUGGCGAUUGACCGCAUCGGCCUCAAUGCAGCCCUCAGUGCCUGCGCAGCCUGUGCGAAGUGGCAGAUUGCUCUUCACCUUCUGUCAGGCGGGUGUUGGACAACUGCCCUCCAUCUCUUCGCGGACAUGCCUUUCCUGACAUCGACGCCAGAUGCUUCGGCCUACACCACGGCCAUCUCGGCGUCGGAGGUUGGAGGCAUGUGGACAAUGGCAGUUCAGCUUUUGGCAGAGAUGGUUGGAUGCAGCUUAGUCCCGGAUACCGCUGCCUGCAGUGCCAGUAUCAGUGCCUGUGAGCAAGGGGGCCAGUGGCAGGCAGCUCUCCACCUCCUCAGUGGCAUGCCGGCCCUGACGGCUCAGCCCAAUGUGAUCAGCUACAGUGCGACCAUCAGCGCCUGUGCCAAAGGCAGGCAUUGGACGCUAGCUCUGGCCCUCCUCUCCGAGAUGGAGAAGCGUGCUGUUCGGGCUAACGACGUCAGCUACAAUGCCGCCAUCAGUGCUGUAGACAAGACUCCUCACUGGCAAGUGGCUCUUGAACUCCUCUCGGCCAUGCCGAAGUCUGAGGCCAGGCCCAAUGUGAUUAGUUUCACAGCGGCCCUGGGUGCCUGCUCUGCUGCCAGCUGCUGGGAUGUGGCUUUACACCUGCUGGCGCAGAUGCAGUCUCAGCACGUCGAGCCCAACGCCUUAACGGUGCAUGCAGCCAUCGCUGCUUGCGAUGCCGUGUGCCGGUGGCAAGUGGCGCUGGAGCUGCUUGCAGGCAUAAGCCCGUCGACGAUGGGCUCGGGGCGCUUUGCCGCGAGCUGCGCGGUGGCUGCGGCCGAGCGAGCCCAGAAGGCUUGCGAGUGCGACCGUUUGUUCUUCUUUGAGCUCCUCGCAUGCAACAUGGACCUGCACGCGGAUACAUUGGUAUCCUGGAGCAAGGGCAUGGGCCUGAUUUGUCGACUCCUGCUGCCGAGCGUCGGGGCCACGAGCUCUACGACUCUACGGCAUCGCUUCUUGGUGUUGCGAGCUGUCGAAGACCGCUUCCGAUGCUUGGACACCAGAAAGAUGAACAUGAUGCUGGUGCAAGCGCUGAGCAACUGGAGGAUGGACUUGGAUGCUCUGUUGUGUCUUCCACAAGAGGAGUUCAAAAGGGUUGCAGAGCUGCUUUGCGUGAAUAUGCAUGGACUGACGAAGGAAGAUGUCGUCGAGAAGCUCAAGAAGCGAGUGUGGGCAAAUCGCACAAAGUUUGCGAAAAUCAAAGGCCUCUCGAAGCUCGCCUUCGAGCCCAAAUCCCAGGUCCUCGCAGAGCUCCGGAAAGCGCUUCGAGAGGCGGAGGAGCAGUUGCAGAGACCAGUUACAGCCUUCCAGCUUUCUGGAUGGUUAGCGCAAUACCAGCUGGAGUACUAUCAGCUUCAGAUCAACAACUUGAGUCUCCUUACUGUCAAGGAGCUGCGGCACCUCGGGGACUGGAUGGGCAUGCCACCCAAGAAGUCCCGUGCCGAGAUUCUCGAAUGGUUCCAGCAGGACCUUUGGUCGGAGCGCGCCGUGCGCCGCACUCCGAGCAAGGCAAAGACACAGUUCCUCCGCGAGCUGAGCACAGCCCGGCGACGCAGCGUCGACGAAGAGAGCGCAGAAGAAGCGGAAGAGAAUCAAGACGACGAGGCAGGCGCUGCUACACCAACUCUGAGCGCAAUCCUUCUUGACGACCCAGAUUUCAGAAUGGAAUACGACAUGUUCGUGCCGGUGGAUACUUAG
Symbiodinium sp. CCMP2592 is the source of this 3639-nucleotide messenger RNA. Lineage: Eukaryota; Dinophyceae; Suessiales; Symbiodiniaceae. The record is from the annotation of a GenBank genome assembly.